Molecule: messenger RNA, 1334 nt
Organism: Corticium candelabrum
Lineage: Eukaryota; Metazoa; Porifera; Homoscleromorpha; Homosclerophorida; Plakinidae
Product: large ribosomal subunit protein uL3-like
Exons: 9
Coding region: 45-1244 (399 amino acids)
Biological process (GO): translation
Cellular component (GO): ribosome; cytosolic large ribosomal subunit
Molecular function (GO): structural constituent of ribosome; RNA binding
Source: RefSeq, a predicted model, not a curated record
GACGCAUGCGUAGUAGGUAGACGUGCGUGGUCUUUUUCGUCGACAUGAGCCAUAGAAAGUUUUCGGCUCCCCGUCACGGCUCUCUUGGAUUUCUUCCGAGGAAACGGUCUCGCCGUCACCGAGGAAAGGUGAAGUCGUUUCCAAGAGACAACCCGUCUCUCCCACCUCAUCUCACCGCCUUUAUUGGAUACAAAGCCGGAAUGACUCACGUCGUCCGUGAGCCCGACCGUCCAGGCUCCAAGGUCAACAAGAAAGAAGUCGUAGAAGCGGUAACGAUCGUAGAAGCAGCACCAAUGAUUAUUGUUGGUAUUGUCGGAUACGUGGAGACGCCACGUGGUCUGCGAGCGCUCAAGACCAUCUUUGCUGAACAUCUCAACGCCGAAUGCAAGCGUCGCUUUUACAAAAACUGGUGUAAGUCUGAAAAGAAAGCUUUCAGCAAGGCGUCGCUCAAAUGGAGCCAAGGGUUGGAAUCUGUAAACAAAGAUUUCGAUAGAAUCAAGAGAUAUUGUAAAGUUAUCCGGGCUCUCGCACAUACUCAGCCGAAGAUGAUGAAAAUGCGCAUGAAGAAGGCUCACAUAAUGGAGAUCCAAGUGAAUGGUGGCACUGUGCCCGAGAAGGUUGACUGGGUGAGAGAACAAAUGGAGAAGCCUGUUACAGUAGAAAAGGUGUUUUCUCAGGAUGAGAUGAUCGAUGUCAUCGGUGUUACGAAGGGCAAGGGUUUCAAAGGAGUGACAUGUCGCUGGAAGACCAAGAAGCUUCCUAGGAAGACACACAAGGGUCUAAGGAAAGUGGCUUGUAUUGGAGCUUGGCAUCCGGCUCGAGUGCGAUAUUCUGUCGCAAGAGCUGGCCAAAUGGGUUAUCAUCACCGAACAGAGGUAAACAAGAAGAUCUACCGUGUUGGGAAGGGAUUACACCAAAAGGAUGGAAAACUGAUCAAAAACAAUGCAGCGACACAAUAUGAUGAUACAGACAAGAGCAUCACACCAGUGGGAGGAUUUCCACACUAUGGAGAAGUGAACCAAGAUUAUUUGAUGCUGAAGGGCUGCAUUAUGGGACCAAAGAAGAGAGUCGUCACACUCAGGAAGUCACUUUUAGUUCACACAAGUCGAGUGGCCUUGGAGAAGAUUGACCUGAAAUGGAUCGAUACAGCUUCCAAGUUCGGGCAUGGUCGAUUCCAAACACCACAAGAGAAGAAGAACUUUAUGGGUCUUCUCAAGAAGGACAAAGAAAAAGAAGAGGCGUGACUGACUCCUUGACUUUAUUGUUCUGUCUAGCAAUUGUUGUCUAUAAAGAUGGGCGAUAUGUACAAUUUUACUGACAAUUGAUUACUAGGA